AUGGUGAAGAAGGCAAACGGGAAUUGGCGGAUGUGUGUAGACUUCACAGACCUCAAUAGAGCUUGCACCAAAGACAGCUACCCGCUCCCACGGAUAGACACCCUGGUGGAUUCAACUGCAAGACAUCAGCUCCUAAGCUUCAUAGACGCCUUCUCGGGCUACAACCAAACCCGGAUGGAUGUAUCUGAUCAAGAAAAAACCUCCUUCGUCACCAGCCAGGGAUUAUUCUGCUACAAGAUAGGCAGGAAUGUUCAGGUUUACGUUGACGACAUGUUAGUCAAAAGCCUGCGCGAGAAAGAUCAUCUAGACGACCUCCGAGAAACAUUCAACACACUUCGGUCAUUCAGCAUGAAGCUAAAUCCGAGCAAGUGCGCGUUCGGAGUCACGGCGGGAAAGUUCCUGGGUUUUAUGGUGUCCCAGAGAGGGAUAGAAGUCAACCCGAAGAAGGUACGGGUCAUAAUGGAGUUAGAACCCCCGAGGACGGUCAAGGAAGUCCAGAGUUUAAAUGGAAAGAUUGCGGCCCUAAACAGAUUCGUCUCAAGGGCAACAGACAGGUGCUUACCAUUCUUCCGAACCCUAAGAAAGUCAUUUGAGUGGACGAAUGAGUGCCAAGCGGCCUUCAACGACUUAAAGGCGUAUCUCUCAUCUCCUCUAUUACUCAGUCCUUCCGUGCAAGGUGAAGAACUCUACCUUUACUUAGCAGUCUCGCAUGCCGCAGUAAGCGCAGCUUUAGUAAGGGAGGAGGAAGGGAUACAAAAACCUGUCUAUUUUACCAGCCGUGCACUCCGUGGUGCAGAGGAGAGGUACCCCCAGAUGGAGAAGUGGGCUUUCGCACUAGUAAUAGCUGCGCGGAGACUUAAGCCGUACUUCCAGGCACACACAAUCAUUGUCUUAACAGACAAGCCACUAAGGAAAGCUAUGAACAGCCCGGAAGCAGCAGGAAGAAUGGCCUUGUGGGCAAUAGAGCUAAGCGAGUUCGACAUUCAGUACCGCCCACGGACGGCUAUGAAAGGACAAGCAGUAGCUAACUUCAUCGCCGAAUUUACACUCGGGGAGGACCAAUUGGAAGAAGUAAAGGAACAGUGGAAAAUCUACACAGACGGGUCCUCAAACAGGCGAGCCGGAGGAGCUGGGGUCGUAAUACAAACUCCGCAGGGAGACACGAUACGAUGCAGGAUCCGCCUGGAUUUUCCAAUAACCAACAACGAGGCAGAGUAUGAGGCCUUGGUGGCGGGACUAGACCUCGCAAAAGCCGCAGGAGCGGAGAACGUAAUUGUCCAUUGCGAUUCGCAAGUGGUAACAAGUCAGAUCAAUGGCGACUACGAAUGCAAGAACGAUAGAAUGAAGAAAUACUUGGAAGAAGUGAAGUACCGGACCAACAGUAUCAAAGUCGAAUUCGUUCAAAUCCCGAGGGAAGAGAACGGGUGGGCUGACCAACUAGCAAAAUCUGCAUCAGCCGAGUUCGUAGUGGUCCCCGAACAGGUAUUGUCAUUCAUGCAAACAUCCUCAUUAAUCGAUAACGAAACAAACAUGCAGGUUGAGGACUCUGGGGGUGACUGGACUACGCCAUUGAUCGCCUACCUAAAGGCCGGGGUGUUACCGGAUGAGAAAGGUGCUGCCAGAAAAUUGAAGGUCCAGGCAUCACGAUUCGUGCUGAUAAAAGACAUCUUAUAUAAAAGAGGUUUCUCUCGACCAUACCUGAGGUGUUUGUGCAAAGAAGAGGCGAAUUAUGUAAUGAGAGAGGUGCACGAGGGUAUCUGCGGAAACCACUCAGGGGCGCGGUCACUGGUGCAUAAACUGAUCCGUGCAGGGUACUACUGGCCUACAAUGAUGAAGGAUGCGCAGGCCUAUGUCCAAUCUUGCGACAAAUGCCAGAGGUUCAGCAAUUUCAUUAGGCAGCCGUCCGAAGAUCUGACACCUAUGACGGCACCUUGGCCGUUUGCGCAAUGGGGACUUGACAUUAUGGGCCCCCUUCCUACAGCAGUCAGGCAGUUAAAAUUCCUAGUCGUCGGCAUAGACUACUUUACCAAGUGGGUCGAGGCAGAAGCCUUAGCCACCAUCAUGGAGAAAAAUAUCCGAAGUUUUGUUGAGGUCACAAACCGAUCCCUACUCAAGAUAAUCAAGACCAGUCUUGAAGGAGCAAAAGGCAUAUGGCCAGACGAACUACCUAGUGUCCUAUGGGCAUACCGGACCACAGCAAGAACACCCACUGGAGAAACACCGUUCCAACUUGCGUAUGGGACAGAAGCUGUCAUUCCUGCAGAAGUGGGACUCACCAACUACCAGGUGGAAAGCUACGACGAAGAUGUGAACAAAGAAGCUAUGCGCCUCCAGCUUGAUCUACUGGACGAAGUCAGAACGAUGGCCGAGCAAAGGCUAGCACGCUAUCAGAAUCUCAUGGCAAGACAUCACAACAACAAAGUAAGGCAUAGGGACUUCAAGGUCGGGGACCUAGUACUACGGAAGGUAAUGGGUGCCGCCAGAGACUCCUCACAAGGAAAACUCGGCCCCAACUGGGAAGGACCCUACAGGAUUACGUCAUGGCUAAGGAAGGGCACCUACCACCUCGACACAUUGGAUGGACGAAAGCUACAGCACCCAUGGAACUCAGAGCAUCUUCGGAAAUACUACUAG
Quercus robur (English oak) is the source of this 2634-nucleotide messenger RNA. RefSeq lists its product as uncharacterized. Gene Ontology annotation, molecular function: RNA-DNA hybrid ribonuclease activity; nucleic acid binding. The record is from RefSeq and is a predicted model, not a curated record. Lineage: Eukaryota; Viridiplantae; Streptophyta; Magnoliopsida; Fagales; Fagaceae. The transcript is spliced from 3 exons. Bases 1 to 2634 code for a protein of 877 amino acids.